UCCAGGAGCAAAUAGAUUUAAAUGAUGAAGCUACACCCAAUAAUAGAUCUACUUCCUCUUUCUCUCUUCCUAUUUUUGCUCCUCUUCCCAAAUGUUAUUGCUGACCUUAGCUCAGAUAGACAAGCACUACUUGACUUUGCUUCUGCAGUACCUCAUCUUCGAAACUUCAAGUGGAACACUAACUCUUCCAUUUGCACAUGGCAUGGCGUAAGUUGCAGCUCAGAUGGCACUCGUGUAGUUGCACUUCGGCUUCCUGGUAUUGGACUUUAUGGUCCUAUUCCAGACAAUACCAUAGGAAGACUGGAUGCACUAACAACCCUCAGCCUUCAUUCCAAUGCCCUCACUGGAAAUCUUCCUUCAGACAUCACCUCUAUUCCGUCCCUCCAUUUCAUAUUUAUACAACAAAACAAAUUUUCUGGUGAAAUACCUUCUUCUCUAUCUCUACAGCUUAACUUCAUUGAUCUCUCUUUCAACUCCUUCUCAGGGGAAAUUCCAACAACAAUUCAAAAUCUGACACAUCUUACUGGUUUAAACCUACAAAACAACUCCCUCACAGGAUCCAUUCCUAAUGUAAACCUACCAAGGCUUAUGCAAUUGAAUAUGAGUAAUAAUGAACUCAAUGGUUCAAUUCCACCAUCCCUUGCAAAGUUUUCUGCUUCUUCAUUUCAAGGAAAUUCUCUAUUAUGUGGACAACCCUUGACUCAAUGCCCUUCUUUUGCGCCUUCACCGUCUCCAUUCCCUUCAAUUCCACCUUCUCCUUUGAGUCUAACACCACCAUCUCGUUCUCCGAGCGUCCUGCCAGCCUCACCAACAAUUCCUGAAAACCAUAAAGGCAAGAAAAGCUUGAGUACACGGGUUAUCAUUGGCAUUGUUGCAGGAGGUGUUGGAGGGAUCCUAUGUCUAGCUGUGUUGAUUUUCUUGUGUUGUAUGAAGCAAUAUUAUACUAAGAGAGGUGUACAGCAAAGAAAAGACUUUAAUGGAGGAGGAAGUCCGAAGCAAACAGAGGACUUCAGUAGUGGAGUACAAGCAGCUGAAAAGAACAAAUUGGUUUUCUUUGAGGGUUGUUCUUUCAAUUUUGACCUUGAAGAUUUGUUGAGAGCCUCAGCUGAGGUUUUGGGUAAAGGGAGCUAUGGAACAACCUACAAGGCCAUCUUGGAGGAGGGAACGACUGUUGUUGUGAAACGGCUGAAGGAAGUUGUUGUUGGGAAACGAGAGUUUGACCAACAGAUGGAGACAAUUGGCACUGUGGAUCAGCAUCGAAAUGUUGUUGCUCUUCGUGCUUAUUACUUUUCCAAAGAUGAAAAACUUCUUGUCUAUGAUCAUGUACCGGCAGGCAGUUUAUCCACUCGAAUGCAUGGCAACAAGGACUUGGGAAGAACACUGGAUUGGGAAUCUAGAUUGAGGAUUGCCCAUGGAGCUGCAAGUGGUAUUGCCCAUAUCCAUGCUGUUUCUGGUGGCAAAUUAAUUCAUGGAAAUAUCAAGUCAUCCAAUGUGCUUCUCACCCACGAUAAUAAUGGAUGCAUCUCAGAUGUUGGUCUUAUACCUUUAAUGGGUUUUCCUACUAUCCCAUCAAGGAGUGCAGGAUAUAGAGCACCCGAGGUGAUAGAGACCAAGAAAUGCACUCAGAAAUCCGAUGUUUACAGCUUUGGUGUUCUGCUUCUUGAGCUCCUUACUGGGAAAGCACCAGUGCAGCCACCUGGCCAUGAUGAGGUGGUAGACUUACCAAGAUGGGUGCAGUCUGUUGUGAGGGAGGAAUGGACUGCUGAGGUAUUUGAUGCUGAGCUCAUCAAGUUUCAAAAUAUCGAAGACGAAAUGGUGCAGAUGCUGCAGAUUGCAAUGACUUGUGUGGCAAACGUGCCUGAAACAAGGCCUGACAUGAGUCAAGUUGUCCAGAUGAUCGAAGAUAUCCAACAAAUUGAUUCUGGAAACAGGCCAUCAUCUGAAGAUAACAAGUCUAGGAGCCCAACUAGUCCAACGCCAUGAUAACUCAUGCAUUUCUUACUACUCAAUUCUAUUACCAAAUGUGUAUUUGAACGUCUUUUCUUGUUUUUAAGUAUAAUUCAGACCUUUUAGAUACUAUCAUUCUU
This is a messenger RNA of Solanum verrucosum, 2087 nucleotides long. Its product is annotated as probable inactive receptor kinase At5g58300. The transcript has 2 exons. Bases 22 to 1983 code for a protein of 653 amino acids. Lineage: Eukaryota; Viridiplantae; Streptophyta; Magnoliopsida; Solanales; Solanaceae. The record is from RefSeq and is a predicted model, not a curated record. Gene Ontology annotation, biological process: protein phosphorylation. Gene Ontology annotation, molecular function: protein kinase activity; ATP binding; protein binding.